AUGGUUUCUCAAAAGAAACGACUCUACGUCGCGCUGUACCCCAGCGGAGUUACCAAUAACGCAGAACGCAAAUACCACUGGGCCUUCCUGGUCGGACCCAAGGUCGAGGACGCCGAGGAGGUGCCCGGAAUCCGCUAUCACGUCAAGAACACUAUGCUCAAUGUAUGGGAAUAUGAAGAAGUUAAACUGCGCAACGUAAAAAACACCAUCAACUUGCUCGCUCGCAUUAUGAUUGGCAAGAUUGAAGACGAAGCAAGGCUGGUCAAGAUCUUCCAGGAAGUUCCUCUUGUCCAGAAUGAUGAAAACUGGAGAUGCCGUACUUGGGUUAAAAAUGCUCUGGCCGCAAUAGAAAAUGAUGGCAAGGCUGUUGGGACAUCCAUACUCGACUGGGAGAAGAUUGAAGCAAAAGCGAGGGAGUACGUUGGUGAAAAGACUGCUGCUGGCCGAUACAAAAAUAUAGAUGACCUGAAGCUCCCAAAGCCAACUUGGGACAUGAUUGACAACAAGGAAAAGCUGCCAUAG
Messenger RNA from Trichophyton verrucosum HKI 0517, 522 nucleotides. RefSeq lists its product as uncharacterized. The coding region runs from base 1 to 522 and encodes 173 amino acids. The transcript has 2 exons. The record is from RefSeq and is a predicted model, not a curated record. Lineage: Eukaryota; Fungi; Ascomycota; Eurotiomycetes; Onygenales; Arthrodermataceae.